Messenger RNA from Neolamprologus brichardi, 1592 nucleotides. Lineage: Eukaryota; Metazoa; Chordata; Actinopteri; Cichliformes; Cichlidae. The record is from RefSeq and is a predicted model, not a curated record.
CAAAUCAAUAAGGAAGGCGCCAAUUUUAUCCGUUGGCUGGAGUUGACGUUUUCAGUUCUUUGCUUUCUCUUUAUUUUUCCAAUUUAUUUGCGACAAUGUCUGAAAACACUUUUCCUGUAUACACAGCGGAUGCGAUAGUGAACUUUUAUCGAACUGAAGUUCUCACUGGUCAAGAAGCAAAACACUUUACAAAGAGCGACUUGACUCCUCAUCCAAAGCCAGAAGCAGUUCAGACCUUAUACAUGAGAGUGCUGCAUCUCCUGUAUCGUUUCAGGCCUGAGUGUCACUCCAUGGUUCCGCUUCUGGAGAACAUUCAGUAUCCAGCCUAUCACGAAGGGGCAACUGCUAUCAUGAGUGUCUACACACGCAUGCGGCAGUUUCUGCCUAUGUGUUUGGUGUUGGAUUUUUCACUCAAUGAUCUGCUGGCUCCAAGUAAGUCUCACUGAUUUCAUUCAAUAUACGCUGGAUUAUUAUUUUAUAUACCAUUCCAAUGUGUUUGUUAGCCUCGCAGUAAUACUGUUGCUCUGUGUUUUCAGCGGGCAGACAUGGACAGACUGCAGGCUUAUACUAAAGGCAUCAGGGAGGCAGAGAAGAAGAUUGAGAUGCUGACGACCAUCCCACCAGAGCAACAGGCUGAGGCUGAUGAGCUGGCAGCCGCUCUCUCUGAGCUACAGUCCACCACCAUGCAUGAAUACCAGGAAGUGAAUGCCAAAAACGACAGCAUCACAGAGUGGAAAGCUACGAUAGCAGAGAAGACCCAGAAACUGGCCCAGGUGAAGCUAGAUGUCAGCAACCUGAAGGAAGACAUCAGCAAACUGAAGUCUCAGAUCGUGGAGUCUCCAGAGGAGCUGAAGAGCCAGAUGGAGAAGAUGAGGGAGAAUGUGAAGAGCAUCAAGAACUCCAUCGAAGAAACAGACGAGCGUGGGGUGGAGCUGCAGAACAUGGUGCAGGGUGUGACUCACACCGAGGCUGAGAUCCAGCAGAUGUACAGCCUUCUGCAGGACCUGGAGAGCAGCAUGAGCAACACCAAGCAGCGGCUGGAAGAGCACCAGGAGCUGAUGGCUCAGUAUGAGAAGAAGCAGAAGGAGCUGAAGAACCUGUGCAUGGAGGAAGGCCAGCUGAAGCGAGCUUUGGGCAUGAAGCAGGAUAAGGAGUGCAAACAGAACAUCCGCAGGCAGAAGAAGAGAGAGACGAAGGAGCAGCACGUUCAGGAAGUGUUGGGGCAGUGUGACCAAAUCCACCAGAAGCGUGAGGACAUGGCUGACAAAAUCCAAGAGAUCUCCGCUGAGACGCAGAAGCUGAAGAGCAGCAUUAAGAGCCUGAGAGACGUGUGCAGCAAAGAGACAGAGAAGGCUCAGGCUCUCUAUGACACACUGUCCACAUCCAUGGAUGAACUCCACAAGAGGAUUGAGAUGCACACCAUGGACCUGAAACUCAAUCUAACCAAGAUGUCUGCAAACUUCUAAUCUCUCUCUUUUUCUUUUUUUGUAAACCUGUAUUUACUAAUCUGUUGUCGUUUUUUUUUUUACUCGUCUUUGUAUUUCUGAGUAUUUAAAAUCUAUAAAUAAAGUUUGUACAUUAAUGAACUUGAA